This is a messenger RNA of Halichondria panicea, 2009 nucleotides long. RefSeq lists its product as uncharacterized. The record is from RefSeq and is a predicted model, not a curated record. The transcript is spliced from 2 exons. NCBI's taxonomy places the organism in Eukaryota, Metazoa, Porifera, Demospongiae, Suberitida, Halichondriidae. The coding region runs from base 107 to 1900 and encodes 597 amino acids.
CAUUCUUGCUGGAGUCUAAGGCAGGCCCCUUUACACUGUACUGGUGCUUGUACACUGAGGAGUGGUGUACCUGCAGCCGUGGAGACGAGCUAGAGUACGUUAAAGGAUGAGAAGGAAGUGUGUGUUGUGUGUGCUGGUGCUGGUGGCCUUGCUGUAUGGCCUCACAGUCCUGGUGGAGCUCAACCAUCUCAGCUUGGGGGUUGAAGAUAACCAACCAUCAAUAACCAAUGUCGGCCCAUCGUCCCACUCUCGUCUCUGUCAGCCCACUCUGGCCUCGUGCAGUACCCCCCACAGUCAGACCCCCCGUCAUGUCAUCAUCGCAGGGGCUCUCUCAUUCGUUGGCUCGAGACUAGCUGCUCACCUGACUGCUAACGGACUCACUGUGUACGGCUUUGCCAGUAUCAGUGAUACUAGACUAGAGGACAGGGUGAUCUGGUAUCGGAAGGAGCAGUUGGCAGCUUCCGGAGUAGCCAUAGAAAUUAUCGACCCAUCUAAUGAAACACAACUGGAGAGAAAACUAAUGACGCAUUUAUCAGAAGAUACAGUAAUAGUGUACGUGCCUACCCUGGACACGGGGAGUGACUCACGGCAGAAUUCACACAAAGCUGAGGAAUUUGUCAAAUUAUUGGAAUUGACACACAAACGAUCACCAUGCACGGAAGUGAUGCUAAUAUCAGACUUGACUGAGACACCAGCUCUCCACAGAACUUGGACAGACACGUUUGAGCUAUUACUGUCUUCGUAUCACAGUGUGUACGGUGUUCCCAUGACAAUACUGAGAGUGGGCGGUGUGUAUGGGCCGUGGAGUGAUGCAGCACUGUCCUGGUACCACACACUAGCCAGUGAUGGACACACUACAGGGAGCCGUCGGUUGGAGCUAUGUUGGUAUAUCAAUGAUGUGGUGGACAUAUUGUACAGAGCUAUUGCCAGAUCUCACAGAACUAACUGUGAAGUAUUUGAUCUGGGUAGUUGUUUAACACAAGACAUUCCUCUAACAGUAAAAAUUAACGAACUACAUUUAGAUGCAGAAUUUGUGCAGACUCAAGACACAAUUAAUUCUUGGACUAAAUUGAAAAUUGACAAGAAUCAACUGCACACCAUUGGUAGAGGAGUGAUGAAGACACUGUCUUGGGCUAAAGCAUUCGAAUCCUCUCAAGAGAUGGCUACUAGAAACGUUGUCCUCACCUCAUACUUCACCAGCGAGGUAGAUGCCCAGAGGGGAACACACAAGCAACCAAACCGUUUCUCGUACAUCAGUGACUGGUACAAGAGUGUAGUGAGACUAGACAUGUCUGCAGUGAUAUUCCAUGAUGGUUUAGGCCCGGAGUUCCAGCACAAACUAACCCAGAACCAUCCCGGGGUGAGCUUCGAGUAUGUGCCCUCUCUAAAGGGACGUAGUACCAAUGAUGCUCGUUUCUACUCCUACCUCAAGUAUCUGGAACACCAUUCGGACAUUCGCCAUGUACUCCUAACUGAUGUAUCAGAUGUUGAAUUUCAAAUGGACCCUUUCAAGCUCAUGCAUUUACUGGGAGAAUGGUUAUACAUUGGAACAGAUAUCGACAUCUUCCCGAGCAUGGAAACCAUGCCAUGGAUGCACGAACGUCUCACUAACUGCUUUAGUGAUUAUUCUGUGGAGCGAGGCCUACACACACUGACACAGAUGAACACUGUAUACAAUGCUGGUGUUAUUGGAGGCUCUAGGGACCUCAUGCUGACGGUAUUGACUAGAGUUGUCGCUUAUCUUAACACCACCCCUCCUCACUUGAACUGUAACAUGCCAGCUGUGAAUAUAGCCGUGCACAAGCAUUUCUUUGAGUGUGUGUUCACGGGUUACCCCCUAACCAGCAGGUUUCUAAGGAGACAGGUGUCACCACAAGGAGUGUUUAUACUGCACAAGUAACCAUCAUAUGCAGUCUUGCAAGAUUCAACAUAAAUUCAAUAAUUUUAUAUGAUUGGAUAUUAUACACUAACAGUGUAAAUUGUCAAUGCAUGCAAUAAUUACGCCCUCU